CAGGUCCAAGAUGGCGGCGGCGGCGGCGGCUCCUCCGGCCCCAUCUCCGCCUGCCCCUCCUCCGGCGGGCCCGUGCUGCCCGGGCUCCUGGCCUAACUUCGCCGUCGUCUGCUCCUUCCUCGAGCGUUACGGGGCUUUACUGGACCUGCCCGAGCUGCCUUUCCCCGAGCUGGAGCGCGUUCUGCAGCCGCCGCAGGAGCCUGGAGAUCAGGUUCCAAAAGAAUUGGUGGAGCUUCACUUGAAACUGAUGAGAAAGAUUGGCAAGUCUGUCACAGCAGACAGAUGGGAAAAAUAUUUGAUCAAGAUAUGCCAAGAAUUCAACAGCACGUGGGCUUGGGAGAUGGAAAAAAAAGGAUACCUGGAAAUGAGCGUUGAAUGCAAACUGGGGAUUCUGAAGUAUCUCUGUGAAUGUCAGUUUGAUGAUAACCUCAAGUUCAAGAAUAUCAUAAAUGAGGAGGAUGCUGAUGCCAUGCGCCUUCAGCCCAUCGGUCGUGAUAAGGAUGGUCUCAUGUACUGGUAUCAGCUGGAUCAAGAGCAUAACGUCAGGAUGUACAUAGAAGAGCAGGAUGACCAGGAUGGAUCCACCUGGAAGUGCAUUGUUAGAAACCGCAAUGAGCUCGCUGAGACCCUGGAGCUGCUGAAAGCACAGAUUGAUCCUGCCCUGUUGAAACCCAGCAAUGCUCAGCAGGAGAAUUCAUCCCGUGAAAGCCCCAGCCUAGAAGAUGAAGACACCAAAAAGGGUGAAGAAGCAUCUACACAAGAAAAUCAAGUGAAAAUCAAAGAAGAGAAAGAAGAGGUGGAGGAACAGGUGAUGGAAUCAGAAACCCUCCCUGUUCCUGCGGUCAAAGAGGAUGAAAACACCCUGAAAAUGGAGAAGGUGGAAGAAAAAGAAAUAAUCAAGUUGCCAGUAAUAGUAAAAUUAGAGAAAGCUUCAGAAUACACUGAAGAGAAGCAAACUGUCAAAGAGGAAAGCGACUCCUUCAAAGAAAACGUCAAGCCUGUUAAAGUGGAGGUGAAGGAGAACAAAAUAGAAUCAAAAGACUUAAAAGAAGUCAAAAGUUGCACGGAUAAAAUGGCAGUUCACGAGCCUGAGAGGUUAGAGUUUUGUGUUAAUGUCAGAACUCCCCAGGAAAUAGUGGAGAAAUCAGUGGAAGAAAGUGAGAAGCUGAAGAAUGACCAGCAGGCCAAAAUACCGCUUAAGAAGCGAGAGAUCAAGCUGACGGAUGACUAUGACAGCCCAAUCAAGGGGCCUCUGUGUAAGUGCGUGACUCCAACCAAGGAUGUCUUGAAGGAAGAAGGGAAACCUGAAGAAGAAGCUUUUAAGAGAGUCCCUACAAUCACUGCCUUAUGUCCUGAUGGGAAAGUGCUGGUGAAUGGGGAGGUGAGCUGUGAGAAGCUAACCCCAAGCGUCAUACAGAAUAACAAACCAGAGCACUCUGCUGGUGCGAAGGAAGAGAGCAGCUCCUUGAAGGAGAAAAAUGGGAAGAGUGGGGAAAAGGUGGCAGAGUCCUUGAAUUCCAUUAGCAAAACCAUCAAACUGGAUGAGGUGGAGAAGAACACAGGGACCAUGCUGAAGGAGAGCGGAGCUGUGGCCUCCGAGGCUUCUCAUCAGAAAGUGCCUUUAAAGGAGGAAUUGAGUCCUACAGAGAAGGAGCCCCCUGACACCGCAGCCACUGAUGUGGUAAUGGAAGAGCCUUUGAACCCUGAAGCCUGUGCCAAAGCAAGUGAAGAGAAACCAGCCACAAACAUCAAACAGGAGAGACUCUCACCACCCAAAGAAUGCAUAGAGAAGGUGGAGAAGUCCCCACCUGCAUCUGCUGUGGCAGAGCUGCCCAACCCAGCGCUGUCUGAUGAAGAGGCUUUGAAAGGUAAAGAGGAGUCUGAGGAGAGAGCUGCUUCUCCAAAAGCUGCUGCCAUUCCCCCUGCGCCUGCUUCUCCUGCUGCUUUAGAGAGCUCUGGUUUGGAAAAGGAGGGCUCUGGAAGUAAAUCCCCUCAACCCGAGCAGAGCAAAGAGGAAGGAUCCAGCCCUGAAAAACAAGAGGAAGAGCCAGAAGCUGCCAAGCCAGAGCCAGAUAGAUCAGAUGAUGCCCUUGAGGACUCCUCAGAGAGUAAAAAGGACUCUCCAGUUCCUAAAAGCAAGUUUAAAUAUAAGCUAGUGUCUGAAGAAGAAAGCUGUGCAACAGAUAACAAAGAAAUAACAUCUGAAAGGCAGAAAGAAGGGAUUAAAUUAACCAUCAGGAUCUCCAGUCGGAAGAGAAAGGCAGAGACGCCACCAGAAGAGGUCAGCAUUGGCCGCACCUUAAGGAGAUCCCCAAGGAUAUCCAAGCCCACUCCCAAAAUUGUGGAGACUCGGGAUCAGAAAGCUGACAAAAAGCGUCAGGAGGAGGAAGAGGAGAAACCUGCAGCAGCACAGAAACCGGAACGGAAAGAAGAUGCAAAGAAACAAGAGAAGGAGUCAAAUUCUAAGGUUAACAAGAGAAGCAAAGUCCGGUGGACAGGUACGAGGACACGUGGCCGGUGGAAAUACUCCAGCAAUGAUGAAAGUGAGGCCUCAGAGAGCGAAAAGAACUCGGAGGAGGAGGAAGAGGAGGAAGAGGAGGAGGAAGAAGAAGCUGCCCCUGCUGAUGACGAUGAGCCGUGCAAGAAGUGUGGCCUUCCCAAUCACCCUGAGCUGAUUUUGUUGUGUGACUCCUGUGACAGUGGGUACCACACAGCCUGCCUUCGCCCUCCCUUGAUGAUCAUCCCUGAUGGAGAGUGGUUCUGCCCACCCUGCCAGCAUAAAUUACUCUGUGAGAAAUUAGAAGAACAAUUGCAAGAUCUGGACGUGGUCUUAAAGAAGAAGGAGCGUGCGGAGCGCAGGAAAGAGCGGUUGGUCUACGUGGGGAUCAGUAUUGAGAACAUCAUCCCACCUCAGGAGCCCGAAAUACCCGAAGGUCAUGAAGAGAAGAAGAAAGAUUCCAAAAAGCCCAAAUCAAAGCUGCUUGAAAGGAGAUCCACCCGGACCCGGAAGUGCAUAAGCUACAGGUUUGAUGAAUUUGAUGAGGCAAUUGAUGAAGCCAUUGAAGAUGAUAUCAAGGAGGCUGAUGGAGGAGGCAUUGGCAGAGGCAAAGACAUGUCCAAUAUCACAGGUCACCGUGGAAAAGACAUUUCCACAAUCCUAGAGGAGGAAAGGAAAGAAAACAAGCGACCACAAAGGGCUGCUGCAGCGCGGCGCAAGAAACGACGGCGACUGAAUGACCUGGACAGUGACAGUAACCUGGAUGAGGAGGAGAGUGAAGAGGAGUUCAAGAUCAGUGAUGGCUCUCAGGAUGAGUUUGUUAUAUCAGAGGAGAACCUGGAUGAGAGUGAAGAUGACCCCCCCUCAAAUGAAGACAGCGAUUCCGAGUUCUGUGCCCGCAUCUCCAGGCGACACCUCUCCAGGCCCAUGAGGCAAAGCAGGAGGUUACGAAGGAAAACAGUCAAGAAAAAAUACUCUGAAGAUGAUGAAGAUGAAGAUUCUGAGGAGAAUUCAAGCAGAGAAUCUGAGAGCGGUGAUUACACAGAUUACAGCGACGAUGAUUACCUGGAAACCAGGAGGAGAAGAUCCCGACGGAAUCAGAAGAGACAAGUCAAUUAUAAGGAGGAUUCAGAAAGUGAUGGCUCACAGAAGAGUGUCCGAUACGGGAAGGAGUUAAGGAGGGUCCAUAAACGCCGGCUCUCCACUUCGGACAGUGAAGAGAGCUACACAUCGAAGAACUCUGAAGACGAUGAAUCCACAAAGGAGUCCAAGCGAUUGAUCCGGAAGCGCCGGCGGAGUACAGACGACUACAGUGAGGAGGAAGGGGAAGAGGAGGAGGAGGACGAGGGGCGGCCUGUCCGCAAGCGGCUCAACCGGAUCGAAACGGAUGAGGAAGACACCCUGGAAAACCCCAACGAUGACACAGAGAAACCUGCUCCUGCAAAUAAGCUGCCAGCACCACAAGCUCCUCAAGACAACAGCAAGAAGCACUGCUACCGGAUAGAGAGCGACGACGAAGAUGACUUUGAUAACGUAGGGAAAGUAGAGAGCCCUUUGGACUACAGCCUGGUGGAUUUGCCUUCCACCAACGGACAGAGCCCAGGGAAAACCAUUGAGAACUUGAUUGGGAAGCCAGCUGAGAAGACCCAGGCCCCCAAGGACAGCACAGCCAGCGCCAGCCUGGCGCCCAACGGCACGGGGAGCGGGCAGGAGGCGGUAGGGCCGGAGGAAGAUGAAGAUGAACUCUUGCGAGUGACUGACCUUGUUGAUUACGUCUGUAACAGUGAACAGUUAUAAGACUUCCAUUUUUUUGUGCUAAUUUAUUCCACGGUAGCUCAUACCAGCGGGCCAGUUCUUAAAAGCUCUUUUAUUUUUCCUAGAAAACUCGCCACUACAGUAUCACUUUUUAGAAGCAAGAAUUUCACCAGUCCUGCAGUCUUUCUGUGAAGUGACCAGUUUUGAACUCUGAAGAUGAGUUGCUGUAAAGUCCCUCUCUCUUUAUCCCUUCCUUCCCUUUCUCCUUCCAAGUCCAUGGUCCUGGGUAAUUUCACUCACAAAAACCUUAUAACAACAAGAGAUUUGUAUAUUUUUGACUUUAUAUUUCCUUGAGUGCAUACAAAUUUGUGGAAAUGGGUGGCCUAAGAAAGCAUUCCAAAUCGGUCAGGGCCCAAACCGGAGCUGGGGUGGGUUUGGCUCAAAGCAGGGGGGGGUGGGAAAGGGUGGGUGCAGAAGCACUUGUGCUUUAGCUUUUUCAUAUUGAGAUAUAUAUUAUAUUUAAAUGUUCACAACUUAGAUGACAACUUAACAGACAGUGAAAGAUUAAAUGUCUGUACUGUCGCAUUUUGUGAGUUGUAGGUUAACAACCAUAGCUCAUUUUAGUAAUCACCUUCAUGGAGAUGCAGUUUUGAUUUUGAAUACUGGAGGCAAACAGAAUCCUUAGAGGCCAAGAAGGUACCAUAAACAAGAACUCUACUAUCCAUUAUGACUUGCAGACUUUCCUAAUAAACAUCCUUUAAAGUGUUUGUACAGUAAAGUGUACUGUAAUGAAGUUUUUGGCAGUCCAAACACGCCAUCAAUCUCGAAAGCUGUCUCAUCCGAUGCUCCUCGAUGCACAGUGUCUAGAGGGAGGAUGUAUCAAGGUGAAGCUAUCUGUAAGCUGGAUGGCAUCAGAAGCCUGUACAGACCCAAAGAAGCCUGCAGUCGCUGCCUGGCCACUCGAGUUUCACCGUGUUGGAGUACUCCCAUCGAACUCCAUGCGUGCAAACAGCAGUGACCACCAGAGUGACGGUGCAUCAGAGGAUUGAGGGAUUUACAACUAAACCACCACUGGUCCAUUCAUGUCCUUUAAUAUCUACUUCAAAUUGAAGUAAACAAAUGGAACAGUUUUCCUUUGGGAGGUUUUCUGUUUGGGGUUCGUGUGUGGUUUUUGUUUCGCUUUUACUUCUCCGCCUGGAUGUUGUUAGAGGGUUUUGAAUGUAGUGUUGGCCUUUGGCCACUAGGAUUUCCUUAACCCAUGUUAAUAAUUGUCCUGUGACCCAGCUGGUUUCAAGGAGGCAGUGUUUGUGAGAGAAGACAUCCCAUCACCUUCUGAGUGGGCAUGAAGGGAUCUGUGCUUUUACUCAAGGAUAAGACAAGCCCAACUAACAUGGGGCAGAUAUACAGAGCUGAUGUGUUCUGGGUAGCAUUCAGCUCUCUUCACUCCAGAUGCAGGCUGUAGCAUUUGUUGCAGCACACGGAGAGCUCAGCUCUGCCAAACACUGCAAUCCAGUAAGGUCACAUCUGUUAAUCCUUUUGCUCUGAGAUUGGGAUUUUUGACUGGUGUUGAUGUCCAUUGCCGGCAAUGGAUGCACCAAAACUGCUGCUGCCACCGAGGAGUGAGUUCUCCUUCCCCACCCCAUCCCCUUCCAUUAUAUUGUAUUUCCUAGUCAGUCAUGAAGCACUUCUGUUCUCUUGGCAUUCAACUGGCAUUAGGCCUUUACUAAAUACCUCUGUAGAAAACCCACAUCCCCAAACUCCCUCCUGGCCUUGGAAUUCUGCCCUUUGUUUCCCCAUCUCUUCCUAUCCAAACCACUCUGUGACUCUUCCUCACCUGGGUUCCAGCAGGGCAUAUAUCCUGCUGUAGAGCUAGAAUCAGAUAGAACUCACUCUCUGCUGUGCUAAGCAAGCUUGUACCUUAAAAACAAAUGAGAAAUCACUCUAAAUGAGAACUUGAUUCCAUUCAAGAUUAACUCUUUUUCCACCUUACUGCUGUUAACUGAGCUUUCAUUCCUAAAGCAGGGUGGUGAAAAGCCACAGAAGCACAGGAUGAAGUUCUAAAGAGCCUAUUGUAGCAUUUUAAGCUACUCUAGUAGUUUUCUUUGCUUAAGUGAUGCAUAAAUGUAGUGCUGCUACGUUUCUAAUGCACUUGUGUUUUAAACCAAGCAAGAACGUAGUUUCUGCUUCUCAAUGUUCAUGUCUAAUACUCACCAUGGAAACUGGUCCAUGUGCAGGUGAUGGAUUCUCAUUUGUUUUGGCAGUGCCACAAUCUUCUGCUGCCUGAUGGAGCCUUUUAGUAUCUGAUCAGUGCUGUAGCAAAUGUUCUUGCCUUAGAGUCAUCCCAAAUGUUAAAUACACGGUGGGCGAGUGAUUGUGAACGUAGGGUUGAGAUACUGAAUAUACCAACCAGGAAGAUACCAAGUUAGGGACUGAUGUCAAAGUAGGAAAGACCAGGAAGCAGGAUUGGAGCACUGAAUCUUAAAUCAGGAAUGUCAUGUUUUAAAAGCAGGGAAUGACAAGUUGUGCCCAAGUUUCACAUCUCAAAACCCAAGCUUUUCUCUCUUCUAAGAAGUCAUCUGUGGUAGCUGAGACAGCUUCAUCCCCCCAGGAUGCAGAGUUCCCUCUUACACCAGUGGGAAUGUUGGGUGAGUUUGAACUGCAGGAAAUGCCCUUCAGAAAGUCCUAGCAGCUUUAAAGUCUUCUUUCAUUCCUUUCUAAGGAAAACGUACAAUCUCCUGUUUGGAAAGAUGCCAUUUUCAGGGUUCCCCCUGUGAUUGUGUAUGUGAUUCCAGAGUGGAAGUGUCCUCCUGGGGUCCCCACAAUCUUGUGCUCUUCUCUGUACUGAUGAGAUCAGAAGAUAAAUGCUUUGAGUAAUGAUCUUCAGGUGGCUUUGGCCCUGAUGGAUUUAAAAGUACAACAGGUAUCAGCUGAAUGCACAAAGCAUUUGUUCCACACAGGUCCUCUACUAAAAGCUUUCUCUUUAACUACAAACUCUUUGUAGUGUAACCAAUGGGGGAGAAAGGGAAUUGAUGUCUCUGUGCAGGUUGAAUAGCACUGGUGAGGGGAAGAACCUGGAAAUUGAGUGGAGAAAUGGACUUCUUUGUGUCACCAAGAUAAAAACCAAUGGCCAUUUGUGUGCAGCUCAUGACUGUGAGCAAUAGGUCUGCUCUGUAAUGAACGUGGUGUCUUCAUGUAACCAGAGGGUGGUAGAACAAGGAACUUGGUUUCACCACAGUUGGCUUCUAGUUAUUGACUCUCCUAAACCUGAGCAUCUUCUUGGUUUAAGUAUGGAAAAUGAUGACAUUGAACUACCAAAACCCCCCAGAGUGUUGUAAUCCCAUAGGAAGAUCAGUGCUGAACAAUCAGCUCGUUGCCAGUUGGACUUUGUACAGCUUGAAUUGUGUUGUGAAAUGACUGCAUCUUCCUGGGGUUUAUUCUGUAAUGGAAGGGUUUGCUCUGUUCUGACAGCACCUGAGAGGAACCGAGAUGCUUUCCCCCUAAACUGCUUGUUUAUGAAGUGUGCAUUAAUGUAUCUCAGUUCCUCUUCAUCCAACAGGGGGUAAUGGCUGAGUUGGGCUUGUUUUCUGUUCACUCCUGUUUCUGAUGGCUGUGUCUGAACCCUUGGUUAGAGACCUUACUCACAGAACCUCAAGGGGAAAACACUGUGCUCACAAAAGGAUAAACCAUAUGGCAGAAAGGCUGUGUGUUGUCUUCACCUCUGUCAUUUGGGCUACAUCGGUGUCCAGCUGCUGUUGAACAGCUUGGAUAGUUCAUUGUCAGGGUGUCCAUUCUGUAUCUCUGCUUUCAGGUGCUUAUAACUUGGGUUUUUCAGUGCUCUUCAAUAGCAAAGCCUGAUCUCAGCUUUCAAAUCAUUGUUUCAAUUGCCAUUAUUUUCACUCCUUUUAGGAAAGGGAAUUUUUUAUGGCAUCUGCUUUUUAAAUUCACUUUGUACACAGGAGUUCCAAUAAAUGCUGGCAGUGAGGCCAGCCUCAGUGUGCUCUGCUGAAGGGAUCUGUUAUCUCAUUCCAAACAGCAAUGCAUAGGCCUUGAAAAUGGGGUUUGGUACAUGUGCAGGGACUACUGUUCACUAUUGUCGUGUGAAUAGAAGCCUUGGGUGCCAUGGUUUAGUGUGAGGUGUCCCUGCCCAUGGCAGGGGGUUGGAACUGGAUGAUCUUAAGGUCCUUUCCAACCCAAACCAUUCUAUGAUUCUAUGCUAUGAUGUGCAGUGAGCAGCCAAGGUGUGUAUGUACAUUUGACGUAGGCUCCCAAUUCACUGGGUGUAGGAAACCCUUAACUAUAGAUAAAUAUAUAUAUAUAUAAAAAAGAUCAAAUAUCUUCAACCAGAACAGUCACUUUCUGAAUGUGAUGGGGAAAACUCCAGCAAUUCAUGUGAAGGAGCCCAAGUGCAAUUCCUUCAGUGUUCAAAGGAAGGAAUGCAUUUAGGAUGCAUUCCUGCCUUAGGAAGAGAAGCAUUUAGGAUGUUGUGUGAAGGAUUUGCAGGAUCAAGCCCACAUAUCCCACUGGCCUUUUCUUCCUCCCUUUCCCUAAAGCAGUAGGGACCGUAUCUUACUUAGAAUGUUGGAAGGCAGAAAACAGUAAAUCCAACAGAAAUGAUCCUUUUUUUCUUCUUUUUUUUUCCAUUUUAUACUGAUGUAAGGAAUUCUAUGACUGAUUUUUGGUGCUUUAUAGUUGAGUACCCAAUGUGAGACCUAUUCUGGCUUCAGGAAUAGCUCUCAGCUGAAGCUGGACACGCAGCAGUUGGGGUAUGGAAGGUUACUAAUCACUGCUGAAAACACUCAUCACUUACUAAGCUCUUACUUUACAUCACUUACUAAGCUCUUACCUUAGGUGUAAGUAACUGAGAUAGUUCCAAACAGCAAAAAACCCCCAUGUGCUUGGGACUUGGUUGUCCCAACGCUUCAGAGUAAUUUAACUUAUUUUGUAUAUUGCAAAAGAUGUAUAUUGCUUAGUAUGACACUUAGAAGAUUGUGUACAGCAUCUGGGGGAAAGAAUAGAACACUCUAAAGUAGAGAAGAGGGGUUUAUAAUUGCAUAUGUGGUGUUAAGGCUCCGGAUUGAACUGCAAUGAAAAGCAAGUCCUACACCUUGGGUUUAUGACUAUCAUUUUGUAACUGCUGGCACCCCACACCCCAGCUGAGGAGCAGCAGAGGGGACAGGAGAGCAAUUGGAGGACACACGUGCUCGAGGAAAGCACGUGUGUCUAUGGAUAGAUCUGCUGCUGCUCCAUAGAACCCCAAAGGUUACUAAGGGGAGCUGGGCAGAGCUGCUCUGGCCGGUCAGUUGCUUUACUUGAGCACUUGGCAGCACUUUGUGUAUAGUCGGUCUCACUGGUUCCCCAGGUGCAGACAGAGCUUGCUCCUGCUGUUGGCCCAGCAGCAGGAGAUGGGGAAUGGAUGGAGGGAAGUGGAAUGGAAAUGUGUGUGUAUGCAAACCCAUGCCUUUCGCAAGACAGGUCUUGGAUAGGCCUAACAAUGACUUCUGACUCACCCUUUAUAGCCUGUUAUCCAGUGGAAGGUCUCUGUUUAGGAGAAUCAUCCUGAUACCCUCGCUUUGUUGUUUGUUCCUCUUGCUGCGUCCCACACAACUAAACUUAGCUUAGUCUGUCAGAACUUCGGUGAUUCAAUGGGGAUAAAGUCCUUCUACUAAAACAUACAAUAGGCCUAGUUACCAGUGCACCAUUUGUUAGUUAGAGCAGCUAAAAGUCCUUAAUGAUACUCAUCUGCUACUCAAGCUAGUGGUAGAAAAGGAAAUCAACUCAUAAAGCUAUAAGCCUUGUUUAGUUUUCCACUUCAUACUCGGUAUAUGGACUCUAAACCUCUUGUACAGCAUCUUACUCCUCUACUAUACUCAUUGAAGUGGUACUCCUCCCCCUAACUCCCAUGAACACCAUCUGUUGGCAAUGCCAAUGUGGUUGCUUGUUCCUACCUGUGUUUCACGACCCUCCUACAGCAGGCAGGAGAUGGUGUGUGACACUGGUGUCGGUGCACCCCACAGCUCUCACGAUGCACAGGUCCUGUAUGUGACACAUGGGGUAUGUUCAACAUCCUCAAGUAACACAGGACAGGAUCCUUGCUACGAAACCUGUGAGAACUGGAGCAAACCUCCCAGAAAGGUCUCUUCAAACUCAGAUCUGCUUACAUGAAACAUGGUUCUGUCUCAUUCCUGUGUUGGCAAAGGAACCUGGAGCUACUUAAACCAGUCUCACAGUUGGCCUCGGUUCUGUUUCCUUUAGGAGCGAAUGUGUCAAGUGCCACUCUUUAGGUUGAGCUUAACCCUUGUGUUUCUUGAGUUGUGGAACCUUGGUUUUUCAGUCUCUCUUCAAUCAUGACUCCCUAAAGAGAAAGGACUGAGGGGACCCACACUGUGUAUGUGUGUAUGUGAGGAGGGGGAGAUCCACUGAGCAAACUGGAAGCAUUCUUCUUGUUGCACAUGUAUUGCGUGGUGCUUUCACUGUCUGUUCCCCCCUGGCCACACCAGGAACACCACAAACAUGAUGCGUUCCAACGCCUCCAAAUGGAAGUCACGGUGGCCUCAGUGCUCAAAGGGUUUAACUGCAGUUGAUUAACAGCUCCUGGUCUGGGAUUCACAACCCACUGCUGUUGAAACACUGUAUUCCUUGUAAAUGAAGUCAAAAGACAUCCUCAUGUUAAGGCUGGUGCCAAUACUUUUGUUACUGACUCGUUCAGCGUUGUCUCUCACUACAGUCUGCUCAGAACUCUUUGUGUAUAAGCUGGGCCUGAAGCCGUUUUCUAGCUUGGGGGCCUCCUUGUGUAACUUUUCUUUCAUAAUGGGUUUUGGUUUGUUUUUUGGGUUUUUGUUUUGGUUUUUUUUUGUUAUAAUCUCUACUGUCAUUUCUUUCCUAUAAAUAUGACAUGUAAAUUGUCAUAAUAAAACAAACGUUGAAAUAA
Melopsittacus undulatus (budgerigar) is the source of this 11180-nucleotide messenger RNA. It is a transcript of the gene RSF1, whose product is annotated as remodeling and spacing factor 1. The record is from RefSeq and is a predicted model, not a curated record. Gene Ontology annotation, molecular function: histone binding. Lineage: Eukaryota; Metazoa; Chordata; Aves; Psittaciformes; Psittaculidae. Gene Ontology annotation, cellular component: chromatin; RSF complex. Gene Ontology annotation, biological process: negative regulation of DNA-templated transcription. The coding region runs from base 11 to 4294 and encodes 1427 amino acids. The transcript has 16 exons.